CUAUCUGAGAAUUGUUUUCAGUUAGGCAUGAGCACUUGAAGUACGCCGACAUGGAAUUGCUUGUGAGCGGAAAACUUGCUCAGCUGCUUAUUGUGGCUUGUUUGGGAGCCUUAGCAACGGCUGAGAUUCAAUGCGGUCGUCUGGAGGAGAGAUUAUUGUACACAACCCUGGAAAAGACAGAGCCGUCUGAGAAUCCCUGGAUUGGCAUCCUGUUUUCGUCUCAGGGAAACGGACUAGAGAACACAAGAUGCUCCGUGGUCAUCAUCAACGAACUGCACGUCCUCACCACUGCCACGUGUGUGAAGCGCUUUAAGACGCGAUCCGGAGAUACAAAAGCAGUGGCAAUGCUGGGCGUUUGGGACGAGACUGCCUCUCCCGAUGAGGAGCUCUUCUGCAACGAGAAGGACUUCUGCGUGCCGGGACCUGUGCUCUACCAGGUGGUGGAGAUCAAGGUGCACCCGCAAUCGGACAAGGACACAGGCGACAACGACUUGGCCAUCCUGCGGUUGGAGAAGCCCAUCGAGUGGACCGAAUGGAUCCAACCUAUCUGCAUGGAGGGCGCUUCCGAGCCGGAAUCACUAACCAACCGGAACCUCCACUUUUCCGGUUUCAAUAAUGGCGAUUACAACAAGGGAAAGGGUCUUUCCAUGACGGUUUCCACUGCAAAAUGCAAGCAGCUCACCUCAUCGAGUGUCUUUUUCCCUGAAAACCAACUGUGUGGAUAUCCCGUGAAGAGAACCAAAUUCUAUCCGGGAACAGCACUGAUGGACAUCGAUGUGCGGGGGGAGAAGCCGCACAGCUUCUACUUGGUGGCCAUUCUGGUCCGGAGUGUGGACGCCGGACAGGCCACCACUCAAGUCUACCAAAAUGUCAGACGCGCACGCUCUUGGAUUACGGAGAACGCAAAGUAGGAAGAACCCUAUUGAGUUGGCAGAUUAUACAACGUGUUUUGUGAAUAUCAGAAAAAUAUCAAUAAAAUCCAGUGACGAGGAA
This is a messenger RNA of Drosophila ficusphila, 993 nucleotides long. RefSeq names its product serine protease easter. Gene Ontology annotation, molecular function: serine-type endopeptidase activity. Gene Ontology annotation, biological process: proteolysis. The record is from RefSeq and is a predicted model, not a curated record. NCBI's taxonomy places the organism in Eukaryota, Metazoa, Arthropoda, Insecta, Diptera, Drosophilidae. The transcript has 3 exons. Bases 51 to 911 code for a protein of 286 amino acids.